This is a messenger RNA of Mollisia scopiformis, 1849 nucleotides long. RefSeq names its product Bicupin, oxalate decarboxylase/oxidase. The transcript is spliced from 5 exons. The record is from RefSeq and is a predicted model, not a curated record. The coding region runs from base 159 to 1559 and encodes 466 amino acids. Gene Ontology annotation, biological process: oxalate metabolic process. NCBI's taxonomy places the organism in Eukaryota, Fungi, Ascomycota, Leotiomycetes, Helotiales, Mollisiaceae.
GUGGUACAAGAGAAUUGUCGACAAGAUCAUCGCGAGAUGAGCUUCGAGAGCUCGGAGCAUAAGAGGGGGAUAUGUCUCCUCACCUACCAUGCUUCUCCACCGUCAUCCGCAUCUCUCCUCAAGCUUCUUGAAGCUCGGCCAAGUGUCAAUUGAUUAUAAUGCCUUCUCAAUCGUGCUCCAGACUGCUCGGCACUUUGCUGGCAGUCGCAAGCCUGCACCACAUUGCGCUUGCAGCUCCUACUGGUAGCUCAACGGCUCCAGUAGCUACCAAUCUCCUGGGCUUUAGUCCCUCAAAUACGGUCAAGAACGAGGAUACAGAUAAUAUACAGUAUGCUCUUGCGGCAGGUCAAACGGACACCGGUACCAUUGGAGCAUUCCUCGACUUUAACAACGUCGAGAAUCCCCAACCUAUCCGUGGGACCAAAGGCGGAACGGACCCGGGACCAAGAACUGAAGCAUACGAUCUGCUGAAUCCCGACAAACUCGCGCCGCCAGGAAGUGACCAUGGCAAUGUCAAUAACGCACAAUGGCCAAUGGGUCUCAGUCACAUGAAGCUCGGUCUUGGCAGAGCAGGAUGGUCUCGACAGCAGAACAUAGACAAUAUCCCUACUGCGACGGAAAUGGCAGGUGUGGACAUGAGACUUGAGGAAGGUGCAUACAGAGAAUUGCAUUGGCAUAAGGCUGCUGAAUGGUCGUAUGUUUUGAACGGCAGUGUGAGAGUUGAGGCCGUGAACGAGGAUGGGCAGACGUUCGUGGAUGAUUUGAAUGCUGGUGAUGUUUGGUUCUUCCCACCCGGCGUACCACACUCUCUCCAGGGUUUGAAAGGUGGUGUGGAAUUCUUGCUUGUCUUCGAUGACGGCAGUUUCUCCGAGGACAAUACUUUCCUAGCGUCGGAACUCUUCGCAACUCAGCCAAGAGAAGUCCUCUCCAAGAACUUCGGCGGCCUUCCUCUCUCCGCCUGGGCGAACAUUCCUCCCGGCGAACUCUUCAUCUUCCCCGGCACAGACGCGCCGGCCGAUAUAUCCGAGCAGAACAUAGUCGGCUCAGCAGGUCUCGUUCCCACGCAGCAAUCAUACACAUACCAUUCUUCCAAAGCAACACCGAAUCACGUCACAGCAGGUGGGACGGUGACAAUCAUUGACCCGCUCGUGUUCCCUAUUGCGAGCGAAUUCUCAGCAGCCAUUGUGACGGUCAAGCCUGGAGCGAUCAGAGAGAUCCAUUGGCAUACUUCAAGCGAUGAGUGGAACUUCUUCAUUGCGGGAAGUGCUAGGAUUGGAAUUUACGCUGCGCAAGGAAACGCGAGAACAUUCGACUACCACGCGGGCGACACUGGAUACAUCCCAAAAUCCAUGACACACUACGUUGAGAACGUUGGCCAAGAUGACGUUAUCUUCAUCGAAGUGCUGCAGGCUGAUCAUUUCUCUGAUAUCUCGGUCGGACAAUGGGUCGGUCUUCUGCCGCCACAAAUCGUCAUUGAUACGCUGAAUCUUACCAAUGAGACCGUUAGUCAGUUCAAGAAGGAGAAGCAGUAUAUCGUGCAAGGAGAUGUUGUUGCUUAAUGUAUUAUCUGAGUUCUGCCUUGAUCAAGCGUUCUUCUGAUCUCUCUAUCUUCUUUGUGUAUACUUAUCAACUGAAUUUUGGUUUUAUGCUUGGAUUGAAGUAUCGUUGUGUAUGCAUGUAAGCAUGCAGGCAUGUCAAGUGAUAACAAAUCGCCAAGUCAGGUACCGAUAUUUUCAUGUGAAAAUGUCCCAGACCUUUUCCGUACAUUCUAAUCAACAAUCAACAGAGUGAUUUAUCGACAGAGGGAUUUAUCAACAGAGUUAUUUAGAACGUGGGAGCACGGUAAAAU